UCUAAAAUAAAUGUUAGAUUUUAAAAUGUCGUUCACAUGAUAACUGUUUAAUUGAUAAGAAAACGCGCAAAACAUGUAAAAGUUGUCGUUUAAAAAAGUGUUAUACAAUGGGAAUGAAAACGGAUUUCAUUAAAAGUAAAGAAUCGGAAGUGAGUUCACAAACAACUAACGAAACGACUGAUCUGUUGAUAAAAUUGUCGUUUAAACCGGUGUUUAAAGAAAUACAUAACGAAAACAGUUUCAAUGAAUUAGAGUCCAACCGAUUGUCAGAAUUAUUCAAAGCCUCUAAGGUUUUCAACUAUAAGUCAAUGCAAACAAAAACGUUAACUGAGAUCAUAAAUCUGAAACAAAUAAACAUAGUCUGCAACACAAUGUUGGACAAGGAUGUGUUGGAUUUGAUCCAAUUUACCAAAUCGUUGACAUCGUUUAAAAAUAUGUGUUUCAACGACCAAAUGGCACUUUUUAAGUACGGAUGCCUUGAGAUACUAAUACUUCGCUGCUCUAUAUCUUACGAUACUAACACUGAAUAUUGGAAAUGGGUCUGGCUGUCGGCAAUAAUACUGUUUAACCCGGAUCGACCCAAUAUUUUGCACCGAGAUGUCGUUAAAGCUGAACAACAAUUGUAUAUUUAUUUACUGCAACGCUAUCUGUAUCUGAGAUACCGAUCGGAAGUGGAGACACACAUGAAAUUAGCGAAACUUAUGGAUCCGUUAAAGGAUUUACAGAUUAUUUGUGACAUUGAGAAGGAAAAUUGUCUGGAUGGAAUUGGUCCUAUUCUUAAGGAGAUUCUGUACGAUAUCACAGCUAAUUAAUUCAGUGAAUUAUUUUAUUAAUAACUAUAUUAUUGUA
Oppiella nova is the source of this 849-nucleotide messenger RNA. The record is from the annotation of a GenBank genome assembly. NCBI's taxonomy places the organism in Eukaryota, Metazoa, Arthropoda, Arachnida, Sarcoptiformes, Oppiidae.